UGUGUACGCUGUCGCAGAUGCAUGGCCAGUACAAUGCUAUGAUAGGAUAUGAGCAGCACACACGACGGUCCACACGCACGUUGCUUAAUGCUCUGCGCGUAAAAUACGAUUCGGCUUCGACCCCUAAGCUCAUGAUGCAAGAUAACUAGGCGUGGUUCCGUACAUCUCGCAUGUAAGAAACCUGCCAGAUCUGGUGUGUGUCUUCACUGCGCUUCGCAAGCGCUCCUUACAGAGGCCGCCCUCUACACAGAUUGUUUCCUUAUUACUGGUCGUCAUAACAACAAGCAGAGCUGGGACGAGCACAGAUACCAGCGCCUAGUAUGUCUGCACAGGUCGCCAGCCUCCGCAAAACUGUGGAGCAGCUUCGAAUGGAGGCUAACAUAGAGCGAGUCAAAGUUUCACAGGCUGGGGCCGACCUCUUGGCAUAUUGCCAAGCUAACUCCCCGGAGGACUACCUAGUACUAGGUGUUCCGCCUAAUCUGAACCCUUUCAAGGAGAAGAAAGCAUGCACGAUUUUAUAAGGAGAUUCGCCUUGGCCUAUAAUUUUACACUUCUGUACAUUUCGAACGUCAAACUUGCACGCUACUUCACACAGUAUUGGUAAACUACAACUAGUAUUGACGGGAUUAUGUGCUUGGCAUUUUUUGUAGAAACGAUAACGGUAAAUUUCAGGACCUUAUGAGAUCUUUGAUUUGUAAAUCUACAGAUUUUGACCAGAAAAAUCAAUGAAAAUGACUGUUCAUAAUGGAAACCCACUCUCCACGCAUUCAAGAGGUUUGAAUGCAGAAGAGGUAUACCUUGAAGACUUUUGGGGGUGUGGUCAAAAAUUCAGGCUUCAGAAUUUGUCGACUAUUAUUUCAGUUUGUGGAGAAAUUUUCAGAAAUUGUCACAGACGAUUUUUAAAGAGUAGUGGUUUUGAUACACGCUUUUACAAUGGAAGACCUAAUUUGCUUGCAUGUUUAGUUUAGACUGGUUUCCGUCAUGUGUAUACUUAAUUCAUCUAUCUAUCAGUGGGUAAGUCGACGGGUACCAGAUUUCAAUAGAUCUAUGUAUCCGUUGACCCGUCAUCGUGUAAGUGGAUAGAUCUUGAUUUAUAGAUGUUCCAGCUCCUUGUGUCAACUCAAUCAAAAAUUACAAACAUUUUGUUCAACUAAGCCCGAGAAAAAUCAAACAGGUGAAGGAAACAGAAUAUCAAAUAUUUCCCUGCCGAUACAAAACAAAUCAUAUGAUACUAUAGAACACGCUCCUGAAUUGGCUUCGAGCCAGGCACCCAGUGCCAGCACACAUGAUGGUCAUGUGAGUGGGACAUCUGCACUUGUAAGCAAGACGUCGUAGGUUUGAAUCCAACCUGUGGCACACUUUGGAAUUUUUUCGCAUACCUCGGACCACUGAGAAAUACGGUGUGACUACAUAGGACUGCACAAGGGCAAAACCUAGUAUUAUUAUGAUGUAAAUGAUAAUCAUUAUUCCUUGUUGACGAGUUUUUACCUUUUUUUUCAAGGAGUCCUGGGUAUAUGUUGCUCUUUUUUUCGUGGAGUCUCGCAUUAUUGUAGGCCGGCGUGGUAGCACUAAAACAUCACAGGGUCAUUUCUCAACGGGGAAUUGAUUCACAAAAGUACUGUCUGUACACUUUUUAUGACGACGCCGAGAGAGACGCCGUGUAGUCAUCAGCCUAGGAGCUUUGCAUUUUCUGUCCUUGACCCAUUAUUUGUGACGAAUAAUCAUUUUCUUUAUGCAUCAACUUGUUUUAAAAAUGUACUUGUUGCAUGCUUUUUACUUAAGAAAGAGCUGCCACAAGUGUCCUGUCUUUUGGUGUUGCAUGUACAUUCUCUGACAAAGUUGUAAUAUAUAGACUAUUUGAACUACUCUAAAGGACCUUUAACUGGCGUAUAAUAUUAUAUUUAAAUAGCAACCGUAGCCCAAUCAAAUUGACUUUCCUUAGAGCAUUUUGUUUUAGUUCGCACGAGUUACCAGUUGAAAAAAGAAAACAAUAGUAGUUUGCACUGAAGUCAUAUAGUUAACGGUGAUGCAAACACCAGUCUAUUGUUGUCAGACUUGGGACCAAACUCUGAAAUUUAGAGCCCUUUCUAUUUUUUUCUUCUUCAAGUCAUCAGAUGGGGGGGGGUGUUCCGUAUGAUUUUUUUUUUUUUGGAGAGGGUAGUGCUCAAGCUAUGGACAUUCCACUUAACAUACAUCAAAUAGACGUUCAUGUUAUAAUAACUAUGCCUGUUUUCAGUGCUUCAAUGUCUAUAGUAGAAGACCCGGCGUCUGUUUGGUGUAGGCUUAACAAGUACAGUUUCGUACAUUUGGUCAAGUGUUAAGGCAACCAUUUGGUGUGCAUGGUAAAAGACGUGGUCAUAUUUUUACCUUUGAGCUAAUCUAAGUAUAAUGACAUGUAAGGCGUCCCAUAACUAUAUGGAGUGCUCAGAUCUAAGUUUGUGUAGUUGCGUGCGCAUGCACUAUCAUUAUCAGUGCGUCCACAUUGCAAACGUCCGCUCGUGCAAAGCACGCGGUGUGUGCUUAAUUAAGAUUUAUCUGAGCAGCCCCCAUGUCGGUGUUUACAAUAAACAGCGCUGGGGUUUUUGCCGCCAUUUUAAAUUGUUGAACCUAAAAUGUCAGUAGUUUUACGGACCUCCAUCCUCGUUUAAAUUACAUUAAAUACAUAACGUAGAUUAACAAUGUUCGGUUUUCGUGAAGAUAUCAACUCAAUAAAUUUUAUUCAAAGGGAU
Molecule: messenger RNA, 2729 nt
Organism: Acanthaster planci (crown-of-thorns starfish)
Lineage: Eukaryota; Metazoa; Echinodermata; Asteroidea; Valvatida; Acanthasteridae
Product: guanine nucleotide-binding protein G(I)/G(S)/G(O) subunit gamma-12-like
Biological process (GO): G protein-coupled receptor signaling pathway
Cellular component (GO): heterotrimeric G-protein complex
Molecular function (GO): G-protein beta-subunit binding
Source: RefSeq, a predicted model, not a curated record